This is a messenger RNA of Lepisosteus oculatus (spotted gar), 1239 nucleotides long. Lineage: Eukaryota; Metazoa; Chordata; Actinopteri; Semionotiformes; Lepisosteidae. The record is from RefSeq and is a predicted model, not a curated record.
UAUCCGUUCGCGGGUCUGUCUCCGUGUUCCGGGUUCAUCGAGCGCGGGGGGUUUGAGUAGCGAGAAGCCGCCUCCGUCUGGGGGGGGGUUGAACUGGAAAUCAAAAACGGUUCAUUGAAGGCAGAAGAUCGCUGUUAUCACUACUCCCUCUGCAGUGCUAUGGCUUCAGAAGAGAUGUCUACUCCAGAUGUCAAGGAGUUGUCUAAUGACACCACUCCGAGGAGAACGGUUUGUGGUUCGUCAGCUGGAGGAAAGCGCAGAAGGACACCCUUUGCAGCAUCAGAGAGGCUGAACUCGGCUUUUAAAUCGCCUCUGCAGAGUCGGUCCACUCCCCGCUGUCCGGCAGCCGGCCAGUCCAGCGUGGAAGAGGAGGUGGAGGGCCUGAAGAAGAGGCUACAGGAGCUGGAUUCCGAAAUAGCUCAGUUGCAGACCGAGGGGCUGACUGUGGAGGAGCUGGACAAACACAUUGACCUGCUUCACGAGUACAACGACAUCAAGGAUAAUGGGCAGAUGCUGCUGGGCAGACUGGGUGAAAAUCCAUUCAGCGCGGAACAGCUUUCUGCACAUCUGCUGUUUUCGGCGCCCGUUUGUCCCCGUGAACCACGCGCACAGAUACCGCCCCGUCACCGUAACUCUCGUCACAUCUUGUGCAAGAUGUUAGGUUUCACAUCCAAGUGCCGAACGGCGUCUUAAGGCGGCUCCCCAGGUUAACUCUGGAGCUGGGGUUUUCAGAUCAUGGUGCUACAAGGCAGGGAUGGCAUUCGAUUCUGUAAAAACAAAAUGUGUAAUGAGAAAUCUGUUGCUUUUUUUCCCCCCACUCUUUGUAAUUCGGGUCUCUCCAUCACAGGCAGAAAGGAUUUACACGUCUCCUUGAAGGAGGCUGUUUUAAUCAACAUGCGGGAAUGUAAGAUGGGUUACAAACAACAGCAGCCUUUCAUCCCAUCUAGCUUGUUCGGUUACUAAUAGUAAAUUGAUCCCUGGGUCCCAUCCAGCCAUUCCUUGAGAGAAGCCAGGGUAUGGGCUUUAACAUCAUGGCUGGGGGCGUGCGUCUGUUUCAUACUCCCACCACCCUUUGUGUAAAGACGUCCCUCCAGGUCUGGGUUCUAAAUGCCCUUCCACGUAGCCUUUUGCUCAUACGUGGUAUCCACUUCAACAACCUGGCUGACCACCAUUUAGAGUGCCUUUUUUGUUUUUUAAGAGGUCUCUUUUCCCAGAGUGGGGGUGUUGAUUGCCCUACAG